Cydia splendana is the source of this 2363-nucleotide messenger RNA. RefSeq names its product L-threonine ammonia-lyase. The transcript has 10 exons. The record is from RefSeq and is a predicted model, not a curated record. Gene Ontology annotation, biological process: L-threonine catabolic process; L-serine catabolic process. Gene Ontology annotation, molecular function: L-serine ammonia-lyase activity; threonine deaminase activity. NCBI's taxonomy places the organism in Eukaryota, Metazoa, Arthropoda, Insecta, Lepidoptera, Tortricidae. Bases 220 to 1572 code for a protein of 450 amino acids.
AAUGGAAAUACAAAUUGAUCUUAUUUAAUUGUGCUCCUUCAAUAGCAAACAAGUUAACACCAACACAUUCACAAGUGAUUAUCAUAAAACAAGUUUCUGAUGUUGUACAGUCGACUGGUGGUAAUUAAAUGUUUUGGUUGCAUAAAAGGACAUGCAAUCAGUCAAGUUGGACAUUCACCUAUAAAGUACUGAAGUGAAAGUGUCAGAACAGUGAGCAAAAUGAAGAAAUAUUUAAGAAGUAAUACACCACCUAAAGAAGAUCCGGUUGAAUUCGACCCAAUGUGCGAUAAGGAGAAUCCUCAAAAGAUUUCCUUUGAAGAUGUCUCAGCGGCUGCCUUUAGGAUACAAAGCGGGAUUGUAAAAACGCCAUGCGUGAAAUCUCACAUGUCCUUAGAGUAUGGAAUGGACAUUUACCUAAAAAAUGACUUUCUUCAGCAUACAGGAAGCUUUAAGGAGCGGGGAGCUCGCAACGCAUUGGUCCUCCUUCCCUCAGAAGCGAGGCAGCGCGGAGUCAUCUCCGCAUCCCUCGGCAACCACUCGCAAGCCCUCAGCUACCACGCGAACCUCCUCAACAUCCCCGCCACAGUCGUCAUGCCGAACGUUGCCCCCAUUAUGAAGAUCCAGAAAUGCCGCUCGUACGGGGCUAACGUAGUCAUACAUGGACAUGAUAUGAGGGAAGCGAAGCAUGAAGCUAUGGUGUUGGCUAAGGAGAGGAAUCUCACUUACAUCAAUGGAUACGAUCACCCCCACAUCAUGGCUGGACAAGGAACUGUGGGUCUGGAGAUAGUAGAGCAGGUGCCUGACGUCGACGCUGUGUUGGUACCCGUGGGAGGCGGCGGGCUGCUGGCAGGCACAGCCACCGCCAUCAAACAUCUGAAGCCUCACGUUCUUAUUUACGGCGUGGAAUCGGAAAAGUGCGCGAGUAUGACCGAGGCGCUAAACAACGGACAACCUGAGAUUGUACAUAUUCACUCAACGCUGGCGGACGGUCUCGCCGUGCCCACCGUCGGCUACAAUGCUUACCACACUUCCAAGUCGCUGGUCGACAAAGUGAUAUCCCUGCCUGAGGACUGGAUCGCUCGAGCCAUCUUGCGCCUUGUGGAGCAGGAGAAGUUCGUGGUGGAAGGCGGCGGCGCGGUCGGGAUCGCGGCCAUCAUGGCCGGCCUGGUGCCCGAGCUCGCUGGGAAAAAAGUGGUCUGCAUCUUAUCCGGGGGCAACAUCGACACCACAAUCCUAGGCCGGUGCCUGGAGCGGGGUCUGGCGGCGGAGUCCCGCCUGGUCAAGUUCAAGGUCACGGUCAGCGACCGGCCUGGGGGCAUCGCCGAGCUGUGCAAGGUCAUAUCCUCGACGGGGGUCUCUAUUAAGGACAUCAUGCAGGAGAGGGCGUGGGUGUGCGGAGACAUCUUCAGUGUGAGAGUAAAAGUAGUUUGCGAGACUCGAGGCCCCGAGCACACGGAAGAGCUGCGCAGUCUAAUCGCGCGCACCUACCGCGAAUGGGUGUUCACGCGCGAGACUGGGGACUACUGCCAUACGCUCAAGAAUUACGACUCCCUUGACAACGUCUCGCACUAAUUUACGAGGCAAGGGAGAGUGGAACUUUUGUGACUUGUUCUUAGUUUAGGGAAUGAAAAAGACACCAUUAUGUCCACUGUACUCGUAUUCCACACAAUCGGAUUACACCAACAAGCUACGCAAUCAACAAUCCGCAGAUACCGCGAGUGGAUGUAGGUACACAAGCGAGGCCGAAGACCUCAAGAACUCCCGAGUGUUACAAUCUAAUGGAGAAUGGGCACUUGUGUUGUGACUUCUAGUAGGGAAUAGAAAAAGACACCAUUAUAAUAUUUCUCGGAGUUCACCGUAAAGCUAAGCUACAAGCUAAAGCUACAAUGUGCGGACUGCCCGAUUCGAACUUUAAGAAACGUCAAUUAAUAGAUCUACAACCGAUAUGGAUUAGAUGUGUCAGUGUCAAAAGUGACGUUUUUGUUUGAAGAAACGUCACAUUUGACGCUUCUAUUAAUUGACGUAUCUUAAAGUUCGAAUCGGGCCGACAUCGCGCGCACUUACGGCCAAUGGGUGUUCCACGAGAGACCCUAUAUAUAGGUACAAGCUACGAGCUACGCGCCAAAGAGAAUAUAAUCACUACGAACGUAGCCAAUAGCACGGUUUUUCCCGUUUGUAGCGAAAAGCACCAACGAACAAAGAACCCGUCUAGCGGGUUGCUGACAGUGAAUGUGUUAACAAAUCAGUCUUCUACUGAAUAAUACAAUAGAAAAAGAUGCACAAAAAAGUUGGUCACUAGAUAGGGUCUCCUAUUGGCAGGUGGCUUUCUUUCUCUCCCAUUUCAAAAAUCCACCUUAUGAUUU